Molecule: messenger RNA, 2467 nt
Organism: Drosophila novamexicana
Lineage: Eukaryota; Metazoa; Arthropoda; Insecta; Diptera; Drosophilidae
Gene: S
Product: protein Star
Exons: 5
Coding region: 538-2421 (627 amino acids)
Source: RefSeq, a predicted model, not a curated record
GCGUAACAAAAGUUUGAAAAAUCGCCGACAACUUCAGCUCAAACAAAAAAAAAUUAUAAUAAAAAUAAAAAAGAAAAAUACGAGUUAAAAACACUCGCACGACUUAAGAGCCAAAAAAAACCAAAAGCUCUCAAGUGUUUCACUCUUUUACGUUGCCUCCCCCCCUUCCCUUCAAAAUAUUCGCGACUUUUUGCGAGCGUGUAUGUGUGUGUUUUUUGUACGUGCUUAUGGAAUUUUGACAAUUUCGUGUGUUGUCAGUCGAAAGUUUUUUGUUGUUAUCUUUUCUUCGAUCAAUUCGUCAACGCAACGGGAAGCUGCUGUGUUGGAAUACGCGCUCACUGUGUGAGAGAGGCUCUCCCAAAAGUCGUGUGGUUGCCAGGAUGCAGAAAACGCGGCAUUAGCCACAGCAGCCAACGGAGGAGCUAAAACGCAGGACACGCAGGAGCAGCAGGAGCAGGCGCACCACAAGCAGCAGAAGACGCGAGAGCAAACCGCGAGAGAGAGAGUGAAGGAGAGAGAGAGGGGUUUUUGUUAACCAUGUCACAGCAAGUGUACUCGGCGCAUCCAGCGCUGGCCGCUGAGCAGCUGGCAGCGCCGAGCAGCUCCACAAACGCCACAAGUGGCAGCAUCAGCGGCAGCAGGCGGAAGGUCACGCCCAAAAAGUACACACUAAGCAGAAGCUGUGCGGCGCUAGCAGCUGCAGCAGCGGCAGCCAAAGCAGCAGCAGCAGCAGCAGCCGAGGCAGAGGCAGAGCCAACAACAACAGCAGCAAGGACAGCUAGCGGCAGCGAAUCGUGCCACACGCGCAAAACGCAGCCGACGCGAACAAAUCUGGCGGCGGUGGACGAUGAUGAUGACAUCGAGUGCGAGGAUGUGGACGAUGUCAACUUUGGCGUGCAGCAGCAGCAGCAGCAGCAGCCGAUUGUGAGGCAAACAACAACAACAACAACAACAACCAAAGACAAUGGCUACGAUGAGACGGACCAUGUGCAGUUGCGCCACAAGCGCCACAGCCGACAAAUGCCACACAAACAGCUGGACCGAGGGGGAGGCGGCGGACUGGUGGCCGCCUCAGCGACAGCUCUGACUGGUUCCAUUAGCGAUCUGAGCAGCGUACUGAGCUCGCCCUCGGCCAGCACAGUCUCCUCGGCGCAGUCGACGCCCACGCGAACGGCGCCGUUGCAGCUGCAGCUCCAGCUGCAGCACAGCCAUCAGCAUUGCUGCCACAAGCAGUCGAAGCAGUCGGCGGCAGCAGCAGCAGCAGCAGCAGCAACAGACGGAGCCACACACCAGCCACAUCAGCAGUCGAGUCGCCACCAGCCGAAGCAUCAACAGCAGCAGCAGCAGCAUCAUCAUCAUCACCAUCAUCAUCAUGCUGCGGCCGCUGCUGCAGCGGGCUGUGGCGCCAACGCCGCCAGCUCCUUCAAGAGCAAGAAACUUGAUCCGCGCUUCAGCCCGUCACCGUAUCGCCAGCUAUUGCCCAUAUUCCUGUGCCUGCUCUCGUUUGCGCUGGUCUUUGCCACGUUAAUUGUUUACAUGGACACGACAGAAAUCCGGCAUCAGCAAUUCCGGCUAAACAUGUCGCGCGACUACGAGCUGAACAGCGUGGCGCAAGACGAUCCCGCACUAAUUGCAUUCCUGCGCCAGAUCCAUAUGCGCAAGUAUAUGUAUAUGGCCAAAAGUGGCGCCGUCUCCAGCUCGGGCAAGGCGCCAGCUGCCAGCGCAGCUGUACCGCCCGCCGGCACGGGCAACAGCAGCGGCGGCGACAGCGUUGCCGAUCAGCUGGCGCACUAUGUGUCCGAUCUGGUCGGUGGGAAGCUGAAUGGCGCGGUCAUUCAAUCGCUGAGCGGUCCGCUGGCGCAUCUGAUAACGGCGCCCUGGCUGAGCGAUCAGCUCAACUGGAUGGGCGUCCUGGUGGAGCCGGAGCCGCGCUGGUAUUUCGCGUUGCGCAAACAGAAUGCGCAACGGCAGCGUAUGCAGGUGGUGCAUGCCUGCGUUUCGCCCAAUCCCUUUCCCAAAGAGAUAACCAUACACAAUGAGGAUGUGCGCAUAAAUAGUUUGCACGACGAGGAGACGUCGUGGUUCAAUUCGCGUGUCAAAUGCUUUCCGCUCUACACAAUCAUGCUGGCAUGUGAGCGCACCGAAUACGAUCUGCUCAGUCUGGGCGUGCAGGGGCAUGAGCUGGAGAUCUUGCAGACGCUGCCCUUUGACAAGAUCAAAAUCGACAUCAUUUCGAUACAUUUGCUGGAGGAUCACGAAGAUGUGCUCGAUUAUGUGCAGAGCAUAACCAAGUUCCUAGCUGGCAAAUUCUAUAAAUUGCAGCGCAAAAUCGGACGCAAUUAUUUCUAUCAGCGGCUCAAUGCCAGCGCCGGACGGACGCGCAAAAAGGACAUACUGCUGCUCAAGACGCCACAACAAUAACAACAACAACAACAACGAAUUGAGGACUAAAAGCCUUUAUAAAAUA